AUGAGGGCUUCACCCAACAUUAUUAUCACUGGCACACCGGGUGUUGGCAAGACAACCCAUUGUGAAGAGCUCGCAAGGAGGUCAGGCCUGACACAUCUCUCCGUGAAUCAGGUUGUCAAGGACCGAGAAUGUCGUGAGGGUUGGGAUGAUGAAUUUCAAAGUUGGAUCGUUGACGAGGAUAAGCUGCUGGACGCCAUCGAGGCUGAGGUUGCGAAUGGUGGGUAUAUCAUCGAUUGGCACGCCUGUGACCUCUUUCCCAAGAGCUGGAUCGACCUUGUGGUGGUCCUUCGCGUGGACUCGACUACACUCUAUGAUCGUUUGACAGCGAGAAAAUACCCCGAGGCAAAGCUGCAGGAGAAUCUUGAUUCGGAGAUCAUGGAAGUUCUUUUGCAGGAAGCGAGGGAUGCUUUCGACGAGGAGAUCGUGGUUGAGCUCACAAGCAACACCUCCGAUGAGAUGGAGACCAACGUCUCACGGGUUGAGGAGUGGUUAGAGCAGUGGAAGAAGGACCAUUCUCCAUGA
Messenger RNA from Colletotrichum chrysophilum, 522 nucleotides. RefSeq lists its product as uncharacterized. The record is from RefSeq and is a predicted model, not a curated record. Bases 1 to 522 code for a protein of 173 amino acids. Lineage: Eukaryota; Fungi; Ascomycota; Sordariomycetes; Glomerellales; Glomerellaceae. The transcript is spliced from 3 exons. Gene Ontology annotation, cellular component: nucleus; cytoplasm. Gene Ontology annotation, molecular function: ATP hydrolysis activity; ATP binding; AMP kinase activity.